Molecule: messenger RNA, 2127 nt
Organism: Schistosoma turkestanicum
Lineage: Eukaryota; Metazoa; Platyhelminthes; Trematoda; Strigeidida; Schistosomatidae
Source: the annotation of a GenBank genome assembly
CCUAAAUUUGCGUGCGUUUGUUGGCACGUUUUUAAACUAUGAUGGAGUGGGUCUCCGUAUUUUACAAUUGGGUUGUUUAAUUGUUACUACUAGUUUAUUACUCAGCGACCUGUAUCAAAUAACUUGUAGUACCUACGUUUUGGUUUAAAGUCUGUAGUUGUAUGUUGAGUUGCGUGAAGUUAAUGUGUAACCCCAUCCAAAACAAAAUGCUUGGGCAUUUCUGAUCUUAAUGUUUGGAUCUAUUAAUGCAUUGUCAGGAAGGAUCUUAGGCCGCACGAACUAAAUUUUCUAAAUGAAGCCCGCUGAUGUUUUAGUUACACCUGCUUCUGAACCAUUGCUGUCACAGAAUGUGGCUGGAUUUGUGUGUGGUGGCAUUUCGGGAACCGUUUCCCGAACAGUUACUGCACCUAUGGAUCGUUUAAAAGUCCUCCGACAAAUGGAAAUCCCAGAAAUCGUAGGCAAAAACAUGGUUUCAAGCUUGCGUAUAAUGAUCAAAGAAGGUGGUAUUCUAUCAUUAUGGCGAGGUAAUGGGGUGAAUAUUUUAAAAAAUUGUCCUGAAAGCGCUAUUCGUUUUGGUCUUCAUGGAUGGCUUAAGUCGGUAAUUUUUCCAAAUGUGAAAGGACCAUUACCUCCAGAAGAUCGUUUAUUGGUAGCUAGUUUGUCUGGUGCCACAUCGUUAACAAUAACGUAUCCAGUCGAGAUUUUAAAAACUCGAAUGGCUCUCCGUAGGUCUCAUGAAACUAAUUCCAUAUUUCCUGUAAUCCGCAAACUGUAUAGCGAGGGUGGUUUCCGAGGAUUUUAUCGAGGUUACAAAAUCAGUAUGCUGAGCUACGUGCCAUAUUCUGCAAUGGAGUUAUGUCUUUAUGAGAUGCUUAAACAGCGUUAUAUAGAGUAUCAUUAUUUUCGUCAACCUAACACUGACCGUACAACUAAGGUUCAUAUGCCGGCUAUGGUAACCAUUCCAUUAAUUUUAAUAUCUUGCUGCAUCCCAAUGCUGAUUACUUAUCCAGCCAAUUUACUCCGUACACGAUACCAAGCAUCAUCAUCUCCGUGUGCUGCUCCUGUUAUCAAAUCUUUGUGUUCUAUUGUACAAAGAAAUGGGUUUAAAGGGCUUUAUCGUGGAUUAAGUGCUAGUUUGUCAAAAACUGUACCAUCUGUUUGUGUUACUUACCUUGUUUUCGAAUUUACUUGUGAAUUAUUUGGUGUUCCUGGACUUGGUUGUAAGUAAUUGAGUGAUGGAAGCUAAUUCUCAAUUUCUAGGGAAAUCAAUACGAUAAACAUAUUGUGUAUUCAUCAAUUUGUAUUUUUAAUUUUUCGUUGGCGAAAAAAUUUUCAGUUGCAUUUGUUUAUCCUUUCAAUUAACCAAAACUUGAAAUCGAUCUUGUUUUUCAAUUAUAAUGUUGACAUUGAAAUGUCUUUCAGAAUGUCUUAAUUUAUAUUUACCAAUCAAUAUAGACAAACGAUUUUUGUACUGCAACUGUAAUUUUUCUAGAAUAUGAUUUAGCUGAUUAAUAUUAUGAGUACUAUCAUUCUCUCUCUUCUCCCUUCAUCAUUUUCUUUACACUCUUUAUUCUUGAAUUUGUUUUUAAUUGUACAAUAAUGAGUCCUCGGUGAUUAUCAGUUAUUCUUAUUCUGCUUUGUCGCUGUUUUCAGCACAAAAACCUUUCCUUUCUUUUCCUGUAAGCUUGUCAGUUUUUGUCUUCUGUGGUCAGUCACUGUAUUAGUUGCCUUUAGUCAGUCACUUUUCUGAGUUUUUAUUGCGUGUUCAUUUUGAGGAUAAAAAGUCAGUAUUUGUACCAAACAAUUUUUCGUAUCUACAAAAAAUGGUAUUUAGUUUUCUCAAGAUUGCUACAAUUAUAUUUAUAUUAGUAACAGUAAAAUGUGUAAAUAAAAUAACUAUUUAUAUAUUUAAAAUUCUGCCCUGAUUCUCCAUGAAAUUCACGUUAGCAGUGUAGAUUGUUGAAAAUAAUAUUUUCAAUUUUCGGUGUAAUAUUGUCAUUAAGUAGUUAUUGUGUCACUUUCAACUUGAUGACCAGUUAUAAUUAUCAUCUUCCAUAAAAACAUGUGGCUCACACAUGAUUCAAUUAUUAUGUGUGUGAUAAAUAUGUUGUAUUAGUUAAUUUCAAA